CUUGCAGCUCUGUAUGCAACCACACAAAAGAUAUACCCAUCCUGUGCAUCAAUGAUGUGAUGAUAAGGAAAAAGAGAUCCUUUGAGGAUACAAAAGCACAGUAUAAUGUUACUUUGGAUAUCAGCUUGUUACCAGAUGUAAAGUACGUUUUUAUCCACGAUAUCUAAAAUAUAAUAUUGUAGUUUGCUAAUCUAAUUUUAAGAAUUACAUUGCCUUUUAAGUGGUCGAAGUGUGUGUAAAUAACCAAUGAACUGUUUUAAAAGAAAGGAAUACCCAGUUAUUUUCAGCUUGUUUGAUGCGAUUUAUUACUGAUGUAUUACUGACAUAUUACUGAUGUUUUUCUGACAUAUUACAAAUCUAUUACUGACAUAUUACAGGUAUAUUAAAUCUGUAUUAUUGACAUAUUACAGAUAUAUUACGGAUGUAUUAUUGACAUUACUGAUUAUUACUGAUAUAUUACUGAUGUUUAUAAAAACAUCUAUAACAGUGGUGGCUGAAAAGAAUUUUACAUUGAAAAUUUGUGUCCAUUUUUUAUUCCUAAUGAUGUUUUCUGUGUAAAUCUAGAGCUGUUUUGUAUUUAUGUAUUAAGAGCAUUGGGAAAAUAUACUUUCAGGCAUUUAAAAAUUUAUUUAUGUGCUUUAAAUCUGUUUCAGCCAGUAUCAACCUAUGACAACUCUGACAACCAUAAGGGAUGAAAUAGUUCGAAGUAUAAAAAACAAUAUUGAGUCUCAGUUUACUUUGACCUCAGAACAUCUUCAACUCUUGCCACUUUGCCAGAUUGGGCAAACACUGCAAGACCAAACUUGUGGUAAGCACUUUUUACAUAUGCGAAUUGAAAGAAAACAACUAAAAUCUAUAUUAUACUUAUGCCUUUUAAAAUCUCUUAAAUACCAAUACCGGUAUUAGAUGUUUAUUGAAACUCUUUAAAAAAAAAAUUUUUUUUCCUAGUUGACUGUUUGGCUGGUCAUUAUGUUACUCAAGAUCAUAUUUGCAUGCCGUGUACUAGAGGCUGGUAUAAUGAGAAGCCAUUGCAGACUCUGUGUCAGAAAUGUCCGGAAGGUAAAACAACCCAAAGUGAUGGGACUGUCAGCCAUUCACAGUGUGUUAGUAAGUUGUGGUAAUAUAAUAUUGUUUUAAUAGGGCUUAACGGACACACUUUUUUUUUACACCGGGUAUGGGUAUUUUGAGAAAAUACCUGGUGGGUCCAAGUGUUAGAAAAAGUUACCUUCUCAUUUGCUAUAAUAGGCAGCAAAGUCUUACUGCCCUAUAAUGUUGUAAGAAUGCCUUGCCGUUGUCAACUGUUUAUGUCAAGAAAUAACCCACUGAUAGGAAAAGGUAGUCGCCGAAUUCAGGAAUAGAGAUGAUGUUGUAUAAAAACCUUCGGACAGAGAAAAUACUGACGUUCAUUUUAUAACAAAGACAACAGUCACAGUAUAAUGAAAAUGGCAAUACCUUCCUGUACCAAUCUAUGGAAAAGACUCACAGGGGUAGACAUGCCCGAAGCGAAAGGAGGGCCCAUGACCCAGUUUUGUGUGGUUUGCAGCCCCAGAACAAAGUUGUGAAAAAACAUUGACAUUUUGAAAACAAAUUAAUUCCUUUCUAAAGAAGAAAACCCAACCUUUUUACCAGCGUUAUGCAUGACACUCGUGUUACAACCUUUUUUUCAAUCAGUAUUAUUAAUAUGAAACGUGGAGUGGGGAGGGCAAUUUUGAAGGGGAAGCAGGACACACCAGAAGCAAAAUAAAUAUUGUUGUACUAUCAACAAAGUGUGUAAAAAUGCUAAAGACAAGCUGUGAAAUCAAAGAAAAAAAAUAAAAGCAUUCUUUUUAGAAAUGCUCAAGGUAUGGGCGUCAUUGCAUUAGGUAAUGUUCUGCUAGCUGUAUCAUGAGUUAGCUUUAAUGUAACUUACUUACUAAGUCUAUAUCAUCUUGUUUAAAAAAGUUAAAACUAAACCUUAAAGGUAUUCAAUCUAAAUAAAUGUUGUUUACUUGAUAUUAAAUUUAGAAACAUGUUUUAAAAUCGACACCUUUCUUUUUUUUUUUACCAUACAGGUGUUUGUGAUUUGGGCAGCUACUUUAAUGUUGAGACAUCUAUGUGUGAACAAUGUCCACUGGCUCACUAUCAGGACAAAGAAGCAGAGUGGGAGUGUAUGCCCUGCCCUACAGGUCUAACCACAAAAUCAAUCGGAGCUAAAUCUGUUGAAGAUUGCCAGGGUGACCAUCCUUGCUUUAUUCCCCUAAUUAGUUUCAAAUAUCUAUUCAUAAUUCAGUAAACUCUUAUAUUCUUAAUAUUCGUUACAUAAAUAAAUAUUCUGGUGCCUUUGCAAUGAAAUGCAUUGUAUUGAUAUUUUUUAUAAAAUGAAUCAAUGAAACGAAUUUUUUAAAUUUAAAAUAUUUAACUAUUUUUAAAAAAAAAAUCCAAUUAUUUACCUUGCAUGCAAAGGAAAAAAAAAUUAAAGUUGGGUCUAAUCAGAGUUCUGUAAAAUAAUUCAUCUUUUUAAAAAAAAAUUUAUCAGCACUGUGUGUUGUAGGACGGGAGGUGGGUGAAGAUGGAGAGUGCAGACCUUGUCUCAUAGGAACAUUUCAUAGUGGUAGUGAUACAGGACCCCAC
Molecule: messenger RNA, 2610 nt
Organism: Lymnaea stagnalis (great pond snail)
Lineage: Eukaryota; Metazoa; Mollusca; Gastropoda; Lymnaeidae
Source: the annotation of a GenBank genome assembly